Gryllus bimaculatus (two-spotted cricket) is the source of this 871-nucleotide messenger RNA. The record is from the annotation of a GenBank genome assembly. NCBI's taxonomy places the organism in Eukaryota, Metazoa, Arthropoda, Insecta, Orthoptera, Gryllidae.
GACGUAGUGUUUGUGUUCUUGUGACGUGACAGAAGACAUUUAUUAGUAUUCGUGUUAAAAGAAAUUAGCAAACUCGAAUUUAUGCUAAAUAGCUAAAUGAACUUGUACACUUCGAUGCAGUGGUGCUGACUGUCAAAGGAAAAAGUAAGAUUGAACUACUUUUCCACCUGCAAUUGAUAUAUUGUUAAUUGGAAAUCCUAUGCCUCCAUUUGUUAAUGUUUAAAGAAUGAUUUUAUAAAAAAGGGGAGUUAGAAUAUUCUUCUCGUGCCCUGUGAACGCCCUGAAAUACAAAGGAUAUCCUUAUAUGGAUGCCAGCAGGCGAGCCAAGCAGGCAGAGGCAGGCGCCAGCGCAGUCGGCGCCGCGGACCAGCCCGACGAGGAAGCUGCCCCUGCCGACGCCGACCCGCCGAGCAGCCCGCCCAGCACUGCGUCGCGCCACCCGCGCCCGCCUUCGCGCAGAUUCGAGGUCUGACCGCUGAUCCGUUCGCACCGCGGGGCGCUCGUAAUAGUCGUUACUCAAACACUCAGCUCCAGUGACAAUAGUGUUUUCUGCUAACUUACUGAUAAGUGCGUGUGAUGUAAAUACCCAGAAGAAAGUGAUACGCUGAACUCUGAUAGAUGCCCCGAUACGGAAAAGCUCGUUUUUGCUGCGUUAUCAACACUAAACACUGACGGAACAAUGGAGAGUGAAAACACUGAGAACAACUCGAACGAACCAUUGCCGUCGCCGUCGGAGCAGAUUACAAUGAUGGAACAACGCGUGGCUCAAUUGCAACAAGUGGUUCAAGAACAGCAAACACAGCUAGAUGAAAUGUACCAGAGGUUGGAAGAAGAAAGACAACGGCCACAAACUGCAUGUUCGUCGCGGUCG